This is a messenger RNA of Arabis nemorensis, 588 nucleotides long. Lineage: Eukaryota; Viridiplantae; Streptophyta; Magnoliopsida; Brassicales; Brassicaceae. The record is from the annotation of a GenBank genome assembly.
AUGGAUUCCAAUUACGAUCAAGAAGCGUUUCACGGUAAAUCGAUUUCGCUCGAGAAUCUCCUUCUGGUUCUUCAAGGAACAAAAUCGACCAAUUUAUCAAGAGAACUCAAUAAUCAAUCGCCCGAGAAAAAGCGCAGACUAACAAUUGAUCAAGUGAAUCUGUUGGAGAAGAGUUUUGAAGAAGAGAACAAAUUAGAACCAGAGAGAAAGCUUGAGCUAGCCAAAAAGCUUGGAUUGCCUCAACGUCAAGUAGCUGUUUGGUUUCAGAAUCGAAAAGCUCGAUGCAAGAUUCAGCGAAUCGAAAGAGAUUACCAUAUUCUCAAGGCUUGUUACGAUUCACUCCUUGCAAAACAUGAAUUAGUUAUCUCAGAGAAUGAGAAACUCAAAUCUAAUGUCUUAACUUUGACUGAGAUGCUUCUUCCUGCAACAAACCAAACCCAAAGAAAUUUCCAAGACAAGCUUAACACAAAAGGUGAUGAUGAAACUAUGAGCUCUUCCACAGCUUUUAUUCCAUUAGUAAACGACGAUUACCACACCAACAUCGAUGAAUCAUUCGGCUUGUGGGUUUGGCCAUCAAAUCUUAAGUAA